Molecule: messenger RNA, 1440 nt
Organism: Purpureocillium takamizusanense
Lineage: Eukaryota; Fungi; Ascomycota; Sordariomycetes; Hypocreales; Ophiocordycipitaceae
Gene: LRA2
Product: L-rhamnono-1,4-lactonase
Exons: 2
Coding region: 225-1274 (349 amino acids)
Molecular function (GO): hydrolase activity
Source: RefSeq, a predicted model, not a curated record
UUCGUGCUUGCCCAAAGCUCCCCUGAGCCAACUCUCCAAACAUCCUCAUCACCCCCCAUCAUUCUCUCGCAGAUUACGCUCUUCUCUGCCCGAUUGCAGCCCAUCGAGUUCCCAUCUAUCAGUUUGACGGUAGGUACUCGUCGAAGGCUCUCGACAACAAAGAAACGGAGCAGGUAGGAAAGUAGAAAGGGGGCCCUCAGCGUGCCGCCCACGACUCGCCCAUCAUGUCCGACGACCAGCUUAUCCUCCCCAUCAUCGACUCCCACAUCCACCUCUACCCGCAGUCUGAGGUCGACAGCCUCGCCUGGUACACGCCCGACCACCCGCUCGCCGGCCAACGCUCCCUGGAGGAGUACAAGGCCGCCACCGCCUCGGCGCCCUCGCUGCUGGGCUUCGUCUUCGUCGAGACGGACCGCAAGAACGACGUCGCCGCGGCGGCCGCCGACAGCGGCUCGGGCUGGGAGCAUCCCCUCAACGAGGUCCGCUGGCUGCGCCGCAUCGCCCUCGGUCAGCCCCGCGACGGCGAGGGCCACGGCCCCGAGGACGCCAGGCUCUGUCUGGGCAUCGUCCCCUGGGCGCCGCUGCCCAGCGGGCCCGCUGUCCUGGAGCGCUACCUCGAUGCCGUCAAGGAGGCCGCCGGCGACGCCUGGCCCAAGGUCAAGGGGUUCAGGUACCUGCUCCAGGACAAGCCGCACGGCACGAUGCUGCAGCAGGACUUCAUUGACUCUUUGAGGCUGCUCGGGCGGAGGGGCUUCGUCUUCGAGGUGGGCGUUGACCAGCACCGCCGCGGGAAGAAGCAGCUGGAUGAGGUGGUGGAGUUGGUAGACCGCGCGCACGACGACGUCCCUGAGGACGAAAAGGUCACCUUUGUCCUGAACCACCUCUGCAAGCCCGACCUCACCAUCUACAACGUAACCUCAGACCCAUCGUUUCACGCCUGGCGUACCGCCAUGUACACCCUCAGCAAGGCCUCCCGCACAUACAUCAAGCUCUCGGGCACCUUCGCCGAAAUGUCCCCUUCGCUGCGCGCCCAGGACCCCUCCCACAUUUUUCAGUCAACGCUCGCCUGGCUGGGCAUUGUCCUCGCCACCUUUGGCCCCGCGCGCAUCAUGUUCGGCAGCGACUGGCCCGUCUGCACCGCCAACGAGCUCGGCGACGAGGCCUGGCCCAAGUGGAGGCAGGUCGUUGACAAGAUGUGCUACAUGGCCACGCUGAGCGACGACGACAGGGCUAUGAUCUUUGGUGGCACCGCCAAGAAGGCGUAUAGCCUGUGAGUACGGGCCAACAAAUUGACUCUUUUCCCCUUUGAGCAGGACGUAAUAGGCCCCAAGGACGGAGGCGACGCGGCAUUUGGAAUGACACUACUGCGUCUUGUAACUAGCUUGAUACCACUACCAUUCGGUCGAUCCUCCUCAUGACCACUUCACGCUGGCGCGGCCU